Messenger RNA from Hippopotamus amphibius kiboko, 3260 nucleotides. RefSeq names its product kalirin-like. Lineage: Eukaryota; Metazoa; Chordata; Mammalia; Artiodactyla; Hippopotamidae. Gene Ontology annotation, cellular component: postsynaptic density; cytoplasm. Bases 222 to 3260 code for a protein of 1012 amino acids. The transcript has 23 exons. The record is from RefSeq and is a predicted model, not a curated record. Gene Ontology annotation, biological process: protein phosphorylation; axon guidance; intracellular signal transduction. Gene Ontology annotation, molecular function: protein kinase activity; guanyl-nucleotide exchange factor activity; protein binding.
UAGAAUCUUGAUUUUUUUUUUUCCAUGAAGGCAGGAGUCUUUGUUUUCUGUCUACUCCCGUAUCCCCAGCACCUGCGGAUUGAGUGUCAGCUGUUACCCUCUAGAGAGGGUUUCCUUGACCAGGAUCUGUAGCUAGCCUUGACGUUCUGCCUGUGCCCUAGCUUCCUGAUGUUGUGGCUGUCUUUCUCCCAGGUUGGCAGCCUGUCUUAAGUGCCCCUGAUAUGACCAUGUCUGUCUGUUCUUUUUCCUCAGAUGCGUACUCUCAUUCCUCAAGUGAAAACGGAGGCAAGUCCGAGUCGGUGGCCAACCUGCAGGCUCAGCCCUCCCUGAACUCCAUCCACAGUUCCCCCGGGCCAAAGCGCUCCACCAACACGCUGAAGAAGUGGCUGACGAGUCCCGUGCGCCGGCUCAACAGCGGGAAAGCAGACGGAAACAUCAAGAAGCAGAAGAAAGUACGAGAUGGUCGGAAGAGCUUUGACCUGGGAUCUCCCAAGCCUGGGGAUGAGACAACCCCUCAGGGAGACAGCGCUGAUGAGAAGAGCAAGAAGGGUUGGGGUGAAGAUGAGCCAGAUGAAGAGUCACACACACCCCUCCCUCCGCCUAUGAAGAUCUUUGACAACGACCCUGCGCAGGACGAGAUGAGUCUGGAAGGAGGCUCCUACCGGGGAAGCCUGAAAGACGCCACAGGCUGCCUGAAUGAGGGCAUGACCCCACCCACACCUCCUAGAAACCUGGAAGAAGAGCAGAAAGCCAAGGCCCUGAGAGGCAGGAUGUUUGUCCUGAAUGAACUGGUACAGACAGAGAAAGACUAUGUCAAGGACCUGGGGACUGUGGUGGAGGGCUUCAUGAAGAGAAUAGAAGAAAAGGGUGUCCCUGAGGACAUGCGAGGAAAGGAUAAAAUUGUGUUUGGAAAUAUUCACCAGAUUUACGAUUGGCAUAAGGAUGUUUUCCUGGGUGAACUGGAAAAAUGUAUCCAGGAGCAAGACAGAUUGGCACAGCUCUUUAUUAAAUAUGAGCGGAAGCUGCACAUCUACGUGUGGUACUGCCAGAAUAAGCCGCGCUCCGAGUACAUCGUCGCUGAGUACGACGCCUACUUUGAAGAAGUGAAACAGGAGAUAAAUCAAAGACUGACACUUAGCGACUUUCUUAUCAAGCCCAUUCAGAGAAUAACAAAGUAUCAGCUGCUCCUCAAGGACUUCCUGAGAUACAGCGAGAAGGCUGGUUUGGAGUGUUCUGAUAUCGAGAAAGCAGUGGAGUUAAUGUGCCUUGUUCCGAAACGCUGCAAUGACAUGAUGAAUCUGGGACGCCUGCAGGGCUUUGAGGGCACCCUGACCGCUCAGGGAAAGCUGCUGCAGCAGGAUACGUUCUACGUGAUCGAGCUGGAUGCCAGCAUGCAGUCACGGACCAAAGAGAGGCGCGUGUUCCUCUUUGAGCAAAUUGUCAUCUUCAGUGAACUGCUCAGGAAGGGGUCUCUCACCCCAGGCUACAUGUUCAAAAGGAGCAUCAAGAUGAAUUACUUGGUCCUGGAGGAGAACGUGGACAACGACCCCUGCAAGUUUGCACUCAUGAACAGGGAGACUUCGGAGAGGGUCAUCCUACAAGCCGCCAAUGCUGACAUCCAGCAGGCCUGGGUGCAGGACAUCAAUCAAGUCUUAGAAACACAGCGAGACUUCUUAAAUGCCUUGCAGUCACCCAUUGAGUAUCAGCGGAAAGAAAGGAGUACAGCUGCCAUGAGGUCCCAGCCUGCUAGGGUCCCCCAAGCCAGCCCCAGGCCCUACUCCUCCAUCCCCGUGGGCUCUGAGAAGCCCCCAAAGGGCUCCAGUUAUAACCCACCUCUGCCACCCCUGAAGAUAUCUACCUCCAAUGGCAGUCCGGGGUUUGACUACCACCAGGCUGGGGACAAGUUUGAGGCCAGCAAGAGCGACCUGGGAGGCUGCAAUGGGGCCUCACCCAUGGCCGUGAUCAAAGAUUACUAUGCGCUGAAGGAGAAUGAAAUCUGUGUUAGCCAAGGUGAGGUGGUCCAGGUCCUCGCCGUCAACCAGCAGAACAUGUGCCUGGUGUACCAGCCCGCCAGCGACCACUCCCCUGCCGCCGAGGGCUGGGUCCCGGGCAGCAUCCUGGCACCCCUCACCAAAGCCGCGGCAGCCGCAGAGAAUAGCGACGGAAGCAUCAAGAAGUCAUGUUCAUGGCAUACUCUACGCAUGAGAAAGCGGGCGGAAGUGGAGAACACGGGUAAAAAUGAAGCCGCAGGGCCUCGUAAACCCAAGGAUGUUCUGGGCAGCAAAGUCUCUGUUAAAGAGACGAACAGUUCCGAGGAGUCAGAGUGUGAUGAUCUUGACCCUAAUACUAGCAUGGAGAUCUUAAAUCCAAAUUUCAUCCAAGAAGUGGCACCAGAAUUCCUUGUGCCCUUAGUGGAUGUGACCUGCUUGCUUGGGGAUACAGUGACACUGCAGUGCAAAGUCUGCGGGCGGCCAAAGCCCACCAUCACCUGGAAGGGUCCAGACCAAAACAUCCUGGACACUGACAACAGCUCAGCUACAUACACCGUCUCCUCCUGUGAUUCUGGGGAAAUCACUCUGAAAAUCUGCAAUCUGAUGCCCCAAGACAGCGGAAUUUACACCUGCAUAGCAGCAAAUGACCAUGGUACCACGUCAACCUCUGCUACGGUUAAAGUGCAAGGUGUUCCCGCCGCCCCUAACCGCCCCAUUGCCCAGGAGAGGAGCUGCACCUCCGUGAUUCUCCGCUGGCUGCCUCCCUCCAGCACAGGAAACUGCACUAUUUCUGGUUACACAGUGGAGUACAGAGAGGAAGGUUCCCAGGCCUGGCAGCAGUCGGUAGCCUCAACCUUGGACACUUACCUUGUCAUCGAGGACCUCAGUCCUGGGAGUCCUUAUCAGUUCAGAGUCAGUGCCAGUAACCCCUGGGGCAUCAGCCUCCCCAGCGAGCCCUCGGAGUUUGUGCGGCUUCCAGAGUACGAUGCUGCUGCCGAUGGUGCCACCAUUUCUUGGAAGGAAAAUUUUGAUUCAGCUUAUACUGAGCUGAAUGAAAUUGGAAGAGGCCGGUUCUCCAUUGUAAAGAAGUGCAUUCACAAAGCUACUCGCAAAGAUGUCGCUGUGAAAUUUGUUAGCAAAAAAAUGAAGAAAAAAGAGCAAGCUGCCCACGAGGCGGCGCUACUUCAGCACCUGCAGCAUCCCCAAUACAUCACUCUCCAUGACACCUAUGAGUCCCCCACUUCCUACAUCCUGAUUUUGGAACUGUAA